Messenger RNA from Loa loa (African eye worm), 230 nucleotides. RefSeq lists its product as hypothetical. NCBI's taxonomy places the organism in Eukaryota, Metazoa, Nematoda, Chromadorea, Rhabditida, Onchocercidae. The annotation marks the transcript as partial. The record is from RefSeq and is a predicted model, not a curated record. The transcript has a single exon.
AGCAAAAUCGUGAGCGUCCUCAUGCCGAAUGUAAUGUGCUCUUUGAGAGUAGCGGUGAAUAUAGAAAACGCACGAAGAAACAUUUAUUUUGCACAUGCAAACGACCCAAUUGUGGUCGAACUUUCAAUCAUUCAUCGCUUGCCUCUCACAAGGAAAUACGUCAAUGCGAAAACUGUAACAAAUCAUUCAGCACCAAGAGCAACUUGAACAGACACAUGAGCGGAUGCUUU